AUGUCAACUCCCGGUCAAGAGGAAGACAAGAAGCCCGGCGAUCAGUCGGUUCACAUCAAUCUCAAAGUCAAAGGCCAGGAUGGAAAUGAAGUUCUUUUCAGGAUUAAGAGAAGCACACAGCUAAAGAAGCUCAUGAAUGCCUAUUGUGAACGACAAUCGGUUGAUUUCAACUCAAUUGCCUUUCUGUUCGAUGGGCGUCGCCUCCGUGCAGAGCAGACUCCUGAUGAGCUCGAAAUGGAGGAUGGGGAUGAGAUAGAUGCUAUGCUGCAUCAGACUGGAGGUGCUGCUGCUGCUGCUGUUGCUGCGUAG
Molecule: messenger RNA, 309 nt
Organism: Fraxinus pennsylvanica
Lineage: Eukaryota; Viridiplantae; Streptophyta; Magnoliopsida; Lamiales; Oleaceae
Source: the annotation of a GenBank genome assembly